This is a messenger RNA of Ustilago hordei, 522 nucleotides long. RefSeq names its product putative ubiquitin-conjugating enzyme E2. Lineage: Eukaryota; Fungi; Basidiomycota; Ustilaginomycetes; Ustilaginales; Ustilaginaceae. The transcript has 2 exons. Gene Ontology annotation, biological process: proteasome-mediated ubiquitin-dependent protein catabolic process; protein polyubiquitination. The coding region runs from base 1 to 522 and encodes 173 amino acids. Gene Ontology annotation, molecular function: ubiquitin conjugating enzyme activity. The record is from RefSeq and is a predicted model, not a curated record.
AUGACUUCGUCACCAGCGGGUAACACCCUCCUACUCAAGCGUCAGCUCAUGGAACUACGCAAGAGUCCUGUCGACGGCUUCAGCGCCGGUCUCAAGGACGAGAGCAACCUCUUUGAAUGGGAGAUUAUGAUCAUCGGUCCCAACGACACACUCUACGAAGGCGGCUUCCUCCGAGCCGAGUUGAUAUUUCCGCCAGAGUAUCCUCUUCUUCCACCCAAAAUGAAGUUCAUCACUCCCAUGUGGCAUCCCAACAUUUACCCCGAUGGAACUGUCUGCAUUUCCAUCUUGCAUGCUCCAGGCAAGGACGAGUGGGGCUACGAAGAUGCAAGCGAGCGAUGGCUUCCUGUGCACACUGUAGAAUCCAUUCUCAUCUCCGUGAUUAGUCUUCUAUCUGCCGACAUUCCCAACACCGACUCACCAGCCAACAUUGACGCUGCCAAACAGGUCAGGGAAGAUAUUGCAGGCUAUAAGAAGAAGGUACGACGGCUCGUGAGGCAGUCUGCCGAGGAAGCCUUCGACUGA